Messenger RNA from Elephantulus edwardii (Cape elephant shrew), 294 nucleotides. It is a transcript of the gene S100A2, whose product is annotated as S100 calcium binding protein A2. Gene Ontology annotation, biological process: endothelial cell migration. The record is from RefSeq and is a predicted model, not a curated record. The transcript has 2 exons. The coding region runs from base 1 to 294 and encodes 97 amino acids. Gene Ontology annotation, molecular function: calcium ion binding; transition metal ion binding. NCBI's taxonomy places the organism in Eukaryota, Metazoa, Chordata, Mammalia, Macroscelidea, Macroscelididae. Gene Ontology annotation, cellular component: cytoplasm.
AUGUCCUCUCAACUGGAACAAGCACUGGCUAUCAUGGUCAGCACCUUCCACAAGUACUCAGGCAUGGAGGGCGACAAGUUCACACUGUCUAAGAAGGAGAUGAAGGAACUUCUGCACAAAGAGCUGCCCAGCUUUUUGGGGGAUCAGGUGGACGAGGAAGGACUGAAGAAGUUGAUGAGCAACCUUGACGAGAACAGUGACCAGCAGGUGGACUUCCAGGAGUACGCGGUCUUUCUGGCCCUCAUGACUAUGAUGUGCAAUGAGUUCUUUGAGGGCUAUUCAGGGAGACCCUGA